This is a messenger RNA of Exophiala mesophila, 1211 nucleotides long. RefSeq lists its product as uncharacterized. Gene Ontology annotation, biological process: fatty acid beta-oxidation. The coding region runs from base 297 to 1130 and encodes 277 amino acids. The transcript has a single exon. Gene Ontology annotation, cellular component: peroxisomal matrix. Lineage: Eukaryota; Fungi; Ascomycota; Eurotiomycetes; Chaetothyriales; Herpotrichiellaceae. The record is from RefSeq and is a predicted model, not a curated record.
CUGCGACGACCAAAGCGAUUGUCCUCGCCCACUUCUUUCAGCCGAUAACCGUGGUGGGAAUCUUGUGUUGAGCACUACUGUGCUAACUAAUCACUUUGAUCACAGCGUCCUCUGUUGUCCCGUAACUCUCGGCCAUUGACCGACAGUCCCAGUGUGUCUCUUUACCGAGGGUCAAUUGACGGUACUCUCUUUUGUUUGAACCACACCUCGACCUGUAUCAUAUUCCUUCCUCACAAUCUUCGAGCUCGAUCCCUUCUUUCAGUCCCUUGCGAGUAUCUCAUCUCACUCAGUUCAUCAUGGAGUCCCCUGAAGAAGCUGUUCUCUACCACAAGGAAGGCCGCAACGCCAUCAUUACCCUGAACCUGCCCAAGAAGCUCAACGCCUUGACCCAACCCUACUACUACCGCAUCUCGUGCCUCUUGCGAGAGAUUGCCAACGACCCAGACGUCUCAGUCACCAUUCUCACGGCCAAGGGUCGCUUCUUCUCCGCCGGUGCCAAUGUCACCACCACUCGACCGGGCGGCGACAGUGGACAAAACAAAGAUGCCGCACGCGGUGACAUUCUCAGGUCAUUUGUCGCCAACAACUUGGACAUUACCCGGUCCUUCUAUACCCACCCCAAGAUCCUAGUUGGUGCUCUCAAUGGCCCUGCUGUCGGCCUGUCUGCGGCGUUGUUGGGCUUCUGUGACUUCAUCUACGCCGCCCCGCACACAUUUAUUCUCACCCCCUUCUCCUCGCUGGGCCUGGUGGCCGAAGGAGGCGCCUCAUUUGGCCUCGUCCAACGCCUCGGCAUUGCUAAGGCUAAUGAGGCCUUGAUCAUGUCCCGCCGCAUUCCGGUUGAGGAGCUCGUCCAAGUCGGCUUCGUCAACAAGGUCAUCAGCGGCAAGGACCAGAAUGAUAGCGACGGCUUCCUUAAGAAGGUCCUCGCCGAGGUCGAUGAUAAGUUGGGAAACCAUCUGAACCAGGAAAGCUUGAUUGGGAUCAAGGAGCUGAUCAGGAAGCCAUACCUGGAGACCUUGGAGACUCAAGGAGUCCGAGAAGUCAUGGCUGGCAUGCAACGCUUCGUUUCGGGAGCCCCACAGGAGGAAUUCAGAAAGAUUGCCAGCGGCGAGAAGCGACACAAGCUGUAGGCUAGCUGAUCCAUUUCUCCAUGAUUGGUGUGUGUAUGUAUGUUAGAAUGUAUACACUGUCUAGCCAAUGUUAGCAUCAAA